UUUGUAGUGAAAUACUUUGUAGUCAGACGCUCCACGCGGGGUAACAGUAGCUGAGGCUGAGCUGCACAGAUUCUUUAUUUUCUACUUGGAUUAUAUUUCCGUGGCUGCCGCUAAUUUGACAGGAUGAAACUACCAGUUUGUCUCUUCAUCGUGUUUCUCUGCACGCGCUGUGUCUCCGGCUCCUUUCCCAAAGCAGAGAAUGUCACUUGGAAGUCUAUCAACUUUAAAACUUUCCUUACCUGGCAACCCAAGCCGUCAGCUGAUUACUCCCACACAGUGGAGUACUCGGUACUUGGAGCGAACAGGCAAAGGAUUUAUCAUUGUAUCCGCACCGACAGCACACAAUGUGAUCUGUCCACGUCUUUGAGUGACCUGCAGGCUUGCUACACAGCUGAUGUCCUGUCGGAGCCCCCGCUGGGGGUCACGUCUGACCUCACGGAGUUCCCUCAUACCAGAUCACCACAGUUCUGUCCCUACAAAGACACUGAUAUCGGCAAACCUGAGUUCAAGCUGGAGAUGAGUGAAGACAAAACUAAAACCAUCCUGCAUGUGACUGACCCUCUCACAGCUGUGUUUAAAGAUGGCCGCCAGCUGAGUAUCAGGGAUAUCUUCUCUGACCAGCUACAAUAUAAAGUCACAUAUCGGAAGAACCAGAGCUCAGGAAAAAAAUCCCUCAACUCCAAGACGAGUGUCAUAGAAAUGACUGGUCUGGACCAAGGAGAGAGCUACUGCUUCAACAUCCAGGCCUACAUCCCCAGCCGCAGCAUCGACAAGCAGCUGGGGGAGAUCAGCACCACCAAGUGCUCCGAUAGCGAUAAGUCCAUCUUGCAAGAGCUUUCGCUUGGCGUUAUUGUCUCUGGGUUCUUCCUCGCCUUGCUGCUGGUUGGGAUCGUCAUCGCCGUGGUGGUGGUCUGCUGUAAACGACAGAAAAGGGUUUUGAAAAGUGAAAAAGAAGGAAUGCCGCUGCAGGGUGUUUGAGGCGUUGCUGUGGCAACCAGAUUCAGGGCCUGUUGGGAGAGCAGAGUUGGACGUUCCAUGUCAAACACUGGAAUGAUUUUAGUUUCUGUGAAACUGCCGGUGAACAUGUCAGACAUAUUUUAGUGUUUUUGUAGAAACAUCAAACUGCAGAUAAGAGACUUUAGGAAAAACACUGUAACACUCCUGUUUGGUUGGCAUUUUAGAGCUUAAGUAAUAAUAUAUUAAGCAGUAAAAUCUGUUUACUGUCUGCUUUAUUUGGUGAGAGGUACUUCUGAUUACUGCAGAUAAACCACUGAUUGUAUUUAUUUUUUCUUGUUUAGCUUGUUGUUUUUUACUUGACUAGCUGGUAUAAUGAGGGAUUUUCUGGUAAAAGCAUCACUUAAUCAAUGCAUUGCAAACAUCUUUGUAAUUAAGGCUUAAUUUAUUUAAUUUAGGAGAAUCUAAGCUAAUUCUUUGUGAUGCUACUCCACUUGUUUUAUAUUUUGGAUUGUUGUGGAGGAUCAGAGUGUCAUUUUUUUCAUUUAGAAUAGUUUCCGUUUGUUAAUAUUGUUUAACAAUUAUUUUUUAUAAUAAAAGUAGAUGUUAACAAAUCA
Messenger RNA from Melanotaenia boesemani (Boeseman's rainbowfish), 1571 nucleotides. RefSeq names its product coagulation factor IIIa (gene f3a). Lineage: Eukaryota; Metazoa; Chordata; Actinopteri; Atheriniformes; Melanotaeniidae. The transcript is spliced from 6 exons. Gene Ontology annotation, biological process: blood coagulation. Bases 124 to 978 code for a protein of 284 amino acids. Gene Ontology annotation, cellular component: membrane. The record is from RefSeq and is a predicted model, not a curated record. Gene Ontology annotation, molecular function: protein binding.